ACGAAUCAACGACAAAACCAUUGGCAGAAGAAGUUAUUCAAUCUCCAGAUGGGUUGAUAACAGAUAAAAAGAUAGGCUUAAAGAAAUAUAAACCACUUCCUUUGGGAAUUAAUCCUGCUUAUGAUGAAGCGCUUCAGUACAUCCUUCAAGAUAAAGCAAAUAAAUAUCAGCAGAUAAAACAAAUCGACGAACAAAUAAACAAAUUUUCAAAAGCUGAACGCAACGAUGAGAUCAUUAAAGAAUUGGAAGCACUUCACAAAAGAAAAUAUUUUUUACAAGUUCAAGCUGAAAUGGAACGUAUAACACAAAUGUAUGUUGUACCAGAUGUAUUUCCAGACUUGGAACCUACGAUAUGCUUUGAAUUUAAAUUUCAUGAUGAAUUUGUUGAACCUGGAUGUUUUCAACGGCCUAUAAGAACAAUAAACCCUCCUACAAUUGUUAUGAACAGUUUCCAUGUAGAAACGCGCCUAUAUACUCUCAUUAUGGUAGAUCCAGAUAUGCCUGAUGUAGAAAAUAAAAGUUUCCAAAUGCAAUGGCAUUGGCUCAUAACAAAUAUUCCCAUUAGUGCUACGAAAACUGACAUCUCUGGUGGAAAUGAAAUUUUACAGUAUGUGCCGCCACAUCCACCUAAGGGUACUAAAUACCAUAGAUAUACCUUGGGUGCCUUUGAGCAGCCCGAUGGUAAAAUCGAAAUGACAAAAAUGGAUCAAAAAAUGAAUGUUCGUGAGUUUGUAAAUCAAUAUAAUUUGAUAUUACGUGGUGCAACAUUUUUUCGUGAAGUAUGGGAUAAGGAUGUUAGUUCAAUCUAUAAAGAUCAAUUAGGUAUCCAUGAGCCAAUAUUCGGUAAACCACCCAAGAUUGACCAUUACUUGGAUGCGACUGGAAAAAAACGACCAUCGAAAUUUAUAGAAACUUUAGAAUAA
This is a messenger RNA of Dentiscutata heterogama, 923 nucleotides long. The record is from the annotation of a GenBank genome assembly. NCBI's taxonomy places the organism in Eukaryota, Fungi, Glomeromycota, Glomeromycetes, Diversisporales, Gigasporaceae.